Molecule: messenger RNA, 1018 nt
Organism: Lotus japonicus
Lineage: Eukaryota; Viridiplantae; Streptophyta; Magnoliopsida; Fabales; Fabaceae
Exons: 5
Coding region: 45-692 (215 amino acids)
Source: RefSeq, a predicted model, not a curated record
UACAGAAGCAGAAACAAGCUACAAGUUCCUUUGCUGAUUCAUUCAUGGAUGUCACCAAAGACGAAGCUGCCACAGCAGAAGCAGAAGGUGGAGGUGCUGAUCAACCUCCAAAUCCCAUUUCCAAUUCAAACCCUAACCCUAAUCCACUCAACACCACAAGAGGAUCCAAAGGAAAAUCAUGCACUGGAUGCACCUACUACUCCUCGCUUCGUAAAGCCAAAUCCAAAAACCCCACUUGCAUUGGCCUCUCCAGAACACGCCAAGCACCGCCUGCUGUGGGAAAAAUUGAAUUGAAAGCUUAUAGAGAAGGCCUUAGCCUUGCAAAUUUCAAGUACGCAUGUAUUGGAUACUCUGUCUACUUAGACAAGAAGGAUUCUUCUGCUGACUUGCAAGAUAAAACAUCAAAACUGCCCUAUUGCGUUGGUAUUGAGGCGGUGUUUAAUCAGAGGCCUUCAACUUCAACUGUUGGCCAUGCUCCUGCUCCUGUUCAUAAAGCUGAAGAACAUAAUCAUGUUACUCCUCAACCACCAAGUUAUAAACCUCCAAUUCCAAAUAUUACAGGAGAAGAAUUCUUAAACAGGUUUCAAAGAAAUGCAAGCCUAGUUGCAGCUGGUGUAGCCAAAAACUUGAACAGAGUGGGUCACUAUGUAAAAGAGACCCUUGGUGACAUGCUUAAUAGGCGAUCGAAGUGAAAGAGGAGUGUGCCAGUUCCAUGACUUGAUCUACUAAGAAGGGGAUUUUUUUUUUCUUCACCUUAGUUGCAUGGCCAAAUAGCAUAAGAGAAGCACCUCCUGAUGUUAAUUUUUUUCCUGGUUACAUGGCAUAAAACAAUAUAUACAAGGAUGCUUAAUGUAUGUAGAACUUGUGCAUUGUAGCAUUUUGUGUGUUUUUCUCAUUUACCUUAUUUGGCUGUUUUUUGUUUUUUCUUGAGGAGAGGAAAAAUAUGUUUAAGUAAAAAAGUGUCUUAUGGCAUCUGGAAUGUCAUUUAUUAAGAGAAUGAAAAAGCAUGAAAACUGUA